GGAAAAAAAUAAAAAUAAAUUCGUAGUUAGUCUUGUGUCCACUUUCUUUGUAUCCGUGUAAGCGCACACUCUAAGAAGGAGCUUUCUUCACGGUGGCAACCAAAGUUUACUAAUUUUCAAUUCAAAGUCUGCAUUUUUUUGUCAACCCUGUCCUUGAUUUGUUUAAUAUAAAAACAAUUACCCACCAAACCACCAUUUAGCAGAGUGGGUUAGCCAAAGCCUUAGGCUUUCUUGGAGAGUAUAUAGAAGUGUUUGGUGGGGGGUGACAGAAGAGUCCAAAUCUUCGUUUAUUGUCCUUACAUUUCUGUUUCUUUUGGUUUUUCAUUUGGGAAGCCCAAUUCUUUUAUCUUGCUUCUUGAACAGUAUAUCCCUAGCUCAAUGGCUUGUUUAUUUCUGAAGCUUUAGCCUUCUGGGAAUCUGGAUUUAUUGAUGUAAUUAAAGAUUGAUGGUUGUAUUACUGCUUUCUUUGUACUCUCUUUUGCUUACAGAAUUUGUUGUCAUAGGAGAAUCUGAUUCUUCUUUCUGAUAAUGGCAUACCACCUCCCACUCUUUUUUCCCCUUGGUUGUCUGAGGCAUGUGUGUCCCAGGAGUUUCCUUGCUCCUCCUCUGAUUUCUUGCUUUUGAAAUAUUCUUUCUGUAUUUUACAAGGUGAUAUGAUAUAUUGAUAUCAAAGUAUUUAUAGUUGGAUGCCCAUGAGUUAAAAUAAUGACUUUUGCUUUAAACUUCCUCAUUAUGAAUCAAUUCUUGGAGAAAGAAGGGAUUUUGAUUGGCUGAAAACUGGGUAUGCAAAAUCUGGUGAACAAAUUAGCAGCUAGAAUGAAAGCAAUUUGGAUUGUUCUAUCAUGGCUUUUCCUUUUGGGAGUGUGCUCAAAGGGGUUGAGCAAGAAUGUUAGUUCUAGACCUGCUGUUGUAAAUGUUGGAGCCAUUUUUGUAUUGGAUUCGAGUAUUGGCCGAGCUGCCAAGGUUGCGAUCGAGGAGGCUGUUAAAGAUGUGAACUCCAAUUCCAGUAUCCUCCAUGGAACCAAACUAGUGAUGAUGCAUCAAAACUCCAAUUGCAGUGGGUUUCUUGGCAUGGUUUCAGCCUUGAAAUUUAUGCAGACAGAUGUUGUUGCUAUCUUAGGUCCACAGUCUUCGGUUGUUGCCCAUACUAUAUCACAUGUUGCAAAUGAACUCCAAGUUCCUCUCUUGUCAUUUGCUGCUACGGACCCCACACUCGCUUCUCUUCAGUUCCCUUACUUUCUUAGGACGACACAAAGUGACAUGUACCAGAUGAUGGCAAUUGCUGACGUCAUUGAUCAUUACGGUUGGAAGGAGGUUAUUGCGGUUUUCAUUGAUGAUGAUUACGGGAGAAAUGGUAUUGCUGCUUUAGAUGAUGCACUUGCUGCAAAGCGAUGCAAAAUCUCCUACAAAGCGGGUAUCCCCCCGGGUGCUACUACUCGGGCUGAAAUAAUGGAUAUUCUUGUCCAGAUUGCGUUAAUGGAGUCUAGAGUCAUGGUUCUUCAUGCCUAUCCCGCUGCAGGGUUCAUGGUUUUCUCGGUGGCACACUAUCUUGGAAUGAUGGGUGAUGGUUAUGUUUGGAUUUCUACGGAUUGGCUUUCGACGGUCUUAGAUUCUUCUUCUCCCCUCCCUUCUGAGAAGAUGGAAAUCAUGCAAGGAGUUCUUGUUUUGCGUCAACAUACUCCGGAUUCUGAGUUAAAGAGAGCGUUUACGUCUCGGUGGAAACAUUUGACGGGUGGUAGUUUAGGGCUAAAUUCGUAUGCCCUUUAUGCCUAUGAUAGUGUUUGGUUGAUUGCACAUGCGAUUGAUUCGUUCUUAAACAAAGGCGGGGUUAUCUCGUUUUCUAAUGACUCGAAAUUACAAUCAAUUGAAGGGAGUACUCUUCAUCUCGAAGCAUUGAGCAUCUUUGACGGGGGGCCACUUCUGCUAAACAACUUAUUGCAGAGUGAUUUUGUUGGUUUAACGGGACAGUUCAAGUUCAACAAUGACAAAAGUCUCGUUCUUCCUUCAUAUGAUAUACUAAAUGUAAUAGGAACGGGCUUUCGAACUAUUGGUUUCUGGUGCAAUUACUCCGGGUUGUCAACUGCUCCUCCCGAGACUCUUUACUCGAGACCGCCCAAUAGUUCAAGUGCAAAUCAAAAACUAUAUGGUGUAGUUUGGCCUGGGCAGUCGGUAAAAAAGCCCCGGGGGUGGGUUUUCCCGAACAACGGUAAGCAACUGAGAAUUGGGGUGCCCAUUAGAGUUAGUUAUAAAGAAUUUAUCUCGCAAGUCCCCGGGACCAACACUUUCAAAGGCUUUUCAGUCGAUGUGUUCACCGCUGCUGUAAACUUGUUGCCAUAUGCUGUUCCGUUUCAGUUCGUUCCCUUUGGAAAUGGCCGUGAAAAUCCGAGCUACAGUGAGUUGGUCCGAUUAGUGUCAACUGGGUAUUUUGACGGUGCUAUUGGUGACAUUGCCAUUGUCACGAACCGGACAAAAGUUGUGGACUUCACACAGCCAUAUGUUGCGUCUGGACUUCUCGUUGUUGCCCCAUUUAAGAAGUUGAACACGGGUGCUUGGGCCUUUUUAACGCCGUUUUCUGCACAAAUGUGGGGAGUAACUGCUUUUUUCUUCGUUGUUGUUGGAAUUGUUGUAUGGAUCCUGGAGCACCGGAUGAAUGACGAGUUUCGUGGGUCACCUAAACAGCAGCUAAUAACCAUUCUUUGGUUUAGCCUUUCAACUCUGUUUUUUGCACAUAGAGAGAAUACUGUGAGCACCCUUGGUCGAAUGGUGUUAAUCAUAUGGCUCUUCGUGGUCUUGAUCAUUAACUCCAGUUACACCGCAAGUUUGACCUCUAUCCUCACAGUGCAACAGCUAUAUUCUCCGAUUAAGGGAGUUGAAAGUUUGAAGGAAGGCAAUGAUCCCAUAGGCUACCAAAUUGGUUCUUUUGCUGAGCAUUAUUUGAUCGAGGAAAUUGGUAUAUCUAAAUCCAGACUUAUUGCGCUGGGAUCGCCCGAAGCCUAUGCUGAAGCACUCGAGAAGGGGCCACAUAAAGGAGGCGUUUCUGCAAUCGUGGAUGAACGCCCAUACGUCGAAAAUUUCUUGUCAACCCAAUGCAAAUUCAGAAUUGUUGGCCAAGAAUUCACCAAAAGUGGCUGGGGUUUUGCUUUUCCACGGGACUCCCCCUUGGCGGUGGACAUGUCAACUGCAAUCUUAUCGCUGUCAGAGAACGGGGAUCUCCAGAGGAUUCACGACAAGUGGUUGACACGAACCAGUUGCAGUUCAGAGAGUACUGAGCUUGAGUCGGAUCGUCUUCAUCUCAAGAGCUUCUGGGGUCUCUUUCUUUUAUGUGGGGCGGCCUGCUUUCUUGCACUCUUUAUAUACUUUGUCCAAAUCAUGCUCAAGUUCCGGAGAGUUGCUCGUGCUGAACCCGUUGCAGAUGGCUCGAGUAGUACACGGUCUAGACGUCUGCAAACACUGCUAUCACUCAUUGAUGAGAAAUCGGACCCAUCAAAGAGGGACAAAAAGAGGAGAAAGAUUGAUAGAUCAUUAUCCGACGAAAACAGUGGAAGCAACUUGGCGAGGGAUCCGGGUGGGGGAAGCAGCGAGAGAUCUCUCGAGAUCAAUGGACAUUUUGACCAAAUACACACAUGAUCAAAAGCGGUAUGCAAUCCAGAACGAGAUGGUUUUUAUGACUUUACAAUUCAAACUCAAUACAUGAAGCUGUAUAUAGUUCAGAACAGGAUGGUUUUAUGACUUUAUUCCAACACGAACCAUCCUCGCCUUCUCACAUCAGUGAAAGAUAAACUGUCUAUUAUAAUGUUGCAUCUUCAGUCUAGUCCCACAAGAGCAAAUCAUUUUGUAAAACAUCUAUGGAAUUAUGAUACACAAAUUAUAUUUAACAUAUAUGGUAUAUAUAUACUCAAUAUCUUUGGUUGAUCUCGACA
Messenger RNA from Ipomoea nil (Japanese morning glory), 3920 nucleotides. RefSeq names its product glutamate receptor 3.3. The coding region runs from base 784 to 3627 and encodes 947 amino acids. The transcript is spliced from 6 exons. Gene Ontology annotation, biological process: G protein-coupled receptor signaling pathway. Gene Ontology annotation, molecular function: G protein-coupled receptor activity; glutamate-gated receptor activity. Gene Ontology annotation, cellular component: plasma membrane. Lineage: Eukaryota; Viridiplantae; Streptophyta; Magnoliopsida; Solanales; Convolvulaceae. The record is from RefSeq and is a predicted model, not a curated record.